This is a messenger RNA of Phytophthora infestans T30-4, 471 nucleotides long. Its product is annotated as ATP-binding Cassette (ABC) Superfamily. Bases 1 to 471 code for a protein of 156 amino acids. Gene Ontology annotation, biological process: transmembrane transport. Lineage: Eukaryota; Oomycota; Peronosporomycetes; Peronosporales; Peronosporaceae. The record is from RefSeq and is a predicted model, not a curated record. Gene Ontology annotation, molecular function: ABC-type transporter activity; ATP binding. The transcript has 3 exons. Gene Ontology annotation, cellular component: membrane.
AUGUGGUAUCUCGGGUUUCUCGCACUCUGUUCUGUGCUCUCCUUCGGCCGAGCGCUGACGAUUAUCGAGUCGUGUGUUCGCUCGUCGCAAAAUAUGCACGACGAGCUGUUCCGACGCGUUUUGAAGGCUCCAGUGACGCAAUACUUUGACGUGACUCCAAUGGGUCAGAUCCUGAACCGCUUCUCGAACGACUUGGAUCAAAUGGAUACUAUGCUUCCCCAAGAGUACCAACUACUGCUCCAGAAUGUGUCUUUGGCCUUCGGAGCGCUCGCCACAUCGAGUGAGAUCAAGCGACUGGAAGGCGUCACCCGAACGCCCGUGUACAAUCUCUUUAGCGAGACUUUAUCCGGUCUCGCUACGAUUCGCGCCUUCUGCAUGAGAGACAACUUCAUCGAGUUGAACCGACGUGUACCACUCGGCUUGACUUGCUGUCAGUUCUCAUUAUUUUCGUCGUCACGCUCUAUCUCGUAG